Messenger RNA from Dipodomys ordii (Ord's kangaroo rat), 1592 nucleotides. It is a transcript of the gene Krt7, whose product is annotated as keratin 7, type II. Bases 65 to 1462 code for a protein of 465 amino acids. Gene Ontology annotation, biological process: keratinization; intermediate filament organization. NCBI's taxonomy places the organism in Eukaryota, Metazoa, Chordata, Mammalia, Rodentia, Heteromyidae. Gene Ontology annotation, molecular function: structural constituent of skin epidermis. The transcript has 9 exons. The record is from RefSeq and is a predicted model, not a curated record. Gene Ontology annotation, cellular component: keratin filament.
GGUCAGUGAGUUCGGGCUCCUCCUCUCCCGCUGCUGCUGCUGGAUCCAUCUGGGUCCGGACAGGAUGUCCAUCCACUUGAGCUCACAGGUGUUCAGCUCGCGCUCCGCUGCCUUCCCGGGUCGCAGUCCCCAGGUGCGCCUGAGUUUGGGACGCCAGAGAGGCUUUGGUAGCAGUAGCCUUUAUGGCUUGGGCUCUGCACGACCGCGCAUGGCCGUGCGCUCCUCCUAUGGGGGUCCAGUGGGUGCCGGUAUCCGCGAGGUCAGCAUCAAUCAGAGCCUGCUGGCUCCACUACGGAUGGACAUCGAUCCCACCCUCCAGCAAGUGCGCCAGGAGGAGCACGAGCAGAUCAAGACCCUCAACAACAAGUUCGCCUCCUUCAUCGAUAAGGUGCAGUUCUUAGAGCAGCAGAACAAGAUGCUAGAGACCAAGUGGGCACUGCUGCAGGAGCAGAAGUCAGCUAAGAGCAGCCGCCUUCCCAGCAUCUUUGAGGCCCAGAUUAAUAGCCUGAGAAGACAGCUGGAGGCACUGCAGAUGGAUGGGGGCCGCCUGGAGGUGGAGCUGAAAAGCGCGCAGGAGGUGGUGGAAGACUUCAAGAAUAAGUACGAAGAGGAAAUCAAUCAUCGCACAGCCGCUGAGAACGAAUUUGUGGUGUUGAAGAAGGAUGUGGAUGCUGCCUUCAUGAACAAGGUAGAGUUGGAGUCCAAGAUGGACAGCCUAAAUGACGAGAUCAACUUCCUCAAGACUCUUUAUGAGACGGAGUUGGCAGAGCUGCAGUCCCAGAUUUCAGACACAUCCGUGGUGCUGUCCAUGGACAAUAGCCGCUCCUUGGAAUUGGACGGCAUCAUUGCCGAAGUUAAGGCCCAGUAUGAGGAGAUGGCCAACCGCAGCCGGGCUGACACCGAGGCCUGGUACCAGACCAAGGUUGAGACUCUCCAGGCCCAGGCUGGGGAGCAUGGGAAUAACCUCCGGAACACCCGCAACGAGAUUUCAGAGUUGAACAGGAUGAUCCAGAGGCUGCAGGCCGAGAUCGAAAACGCCAAGAAUCAGAAUGGCAAGUUGGAGACCACCAUUGCUGAGGCCGAGGAACGUGGUGAGUUUGCCCUCAAGGAUGCUCGACACAAGCAAGAAGAGCUGGAGGCUGCCCUGCAGCAAUCCAAGCAAGGCAUGGCGCAAAUGCUGCGUGAGUACCAGGAUCUGCUGACCGUCAAGCUGGCCCUGGACAUGGAGAUUGCCACCUACCGCAAGCUACUGGAGGGCGAGGAGAACCGGCUGGUGGAAGAUGGAGCAGGAGCUGUGAACAUCUCUAUGGUGAAUUCCAUCGGGGGCAGUGGCAGAGGGCUGGUCUUCGGAGGAACCAUGGGAAGCAAUGCCCUGAGCUUCUCAAGCGGCGGGGGACCCAGGGCCCUUAAGGCCUAUUCCAUCAGGACCACAUCCGCCACUCGCAGGAGCACCCACAACUGAGCUUUGGGUGUGCAGAGCCCCCUCUCCCUCUGCCCUCAUCGCUGGAAGCUUAUCACUGCCCAUCCCUGUCCUGAGAUGGAAAAAAAAAUGCCUGAAACUGGUAUACAAAUAGCUUCAAUAAAGAGUCCCU